Messenger RNA from Manis pentadactyla (Chinese pangolin), 2773 nucleotides. RefSeq names its product megakaryocyte and platelet inhibitory receptor G6b (gene MPIG6B). Lineage: Eukaryota; Metazoa; Chordata; Mammalia; Pholidota; Manidae. Bases 297 to 1154 code for a protein of 285 amino acids. Gene Ontology annotation, cellular component: plasma membrane. The record is from RefSeq and is a predicted model, not a curated record. Gene Ontology annotation, biological process: integrin-mediated signaling pathway; platelet formation; blood coagulation. The transcript is spliced from 6 exons.
AUGUAGAAGGCAGGGGAGAAGAUGAAAGAAUUCAGAAGACAUCACAGAUGGAGACUUGAAAUAGGAAGAAAUAUUAGAAAUAGAAAUCAUGGAAGUUAUAACACUUGCAGAAAUGGCUUGGAACUUGAAGCUGGCACAAAUACCACCUUCAGCAAUUUACUCUCACCUCCUGGGACUUCCAAGAACAUGGGAAAAGGAACUAGACCUGAACAGGAUCCACUCACCCCAGCAGAAAAGAAUCUCUGACAAAAUAUCUGGGAGACAGAUCAUCAGAUUCCACCUGAGCACCUUACCAAAUGGAGAGGGUGGGUGCAGAAGGCAGCACCCUCAAACAUCCUGCCUCAGCUAUUCAAGCCAUGGUCCUUGUUCUGCAGCUCCUACCGCUGCUGCUGCGGAGGGCCCAGGGGAACCCCGGGGCUUCACUGGACGGCAGCCCCGGGGACCGGGUGAAUCUCUCCUGUGCAGGGGUCUCGCAUCCCAUCCGCUGGGCCUGGGCGCCUAGCUUCCCGGCCUGCAAGGGCCUGUCCAAAGGACGCCGCCCAAUCCUGUGGGCCUCAUCAAGCGGGACCCCCACGGUGCCUCCAGUCCAGCCCUUUGCUGCACGCCUGCGCGCCCUGGACCCUGGCAUCCGGCGGCUGGAGCUGCUCCUGAGCGCGGGGGACUCAGGCACCUUUUUCUGCAGAGGCCGCCACGAAGAUGAGAGCCGUACGGUUCUUCACGUGCUGGGGGACCGGGCCGAUUGCAGGGCUCCGGGGCCUAUUCACGGGUCUGUGUAUCACCAGCUGUUGAUCCUGCUGCUGGUCGCCGGUCUAGCGCUGGCACUAGGGGCGUUGGGCGUGGUCUGGUGGAUGCGUAGGCGAUCAUCCCCGCACCCGCUUCCACCACUCCCCAGAUUUGCUCCACUCGUGAAAGCCGAACCCCAGAGCCCAGUAAAGGAGGAGGAGCCCAAGACUGCAGGGGACCUGGACCAGGAACCUGUAAGGGCCUGGGGAUGGGAAGGGGGCUGGCUAGAAUCCCUGAGGAAAGUGAACCCAGACAGACCUGGAUCCCCAAGAAGUCAGACUUCUGAGACCCUUUUACCUUCUUCCCCACUUUUCAGAGCCUGCUCUACGCAGACCUGGAUCAUAUGGCCCUCAGAAGGCCCUGCCGCUUGACCCCAGUGGUCCCUGCUGAUGCUUCCACCAUCUAUGCAGUUGUAGUUUGAAGGGAAGCCCUUACUCUAUACUUAACAAACUGGGGAUUCCCAGCUCUCCAAAUAACCCCUCCCCUUCUUGGCCCCUACCUGGGAAAGGAAGGCACCACAGGAUAGAAAUGAGCAUUGGAUUGGGAGUUAGGAGACCUAGGUUCCAGGCAACUUCUGCUGCUGAUCUUGCUUCUUCAGUUACCCCAUGUUUCAUAUAACUUCCAUUCUCCUUCCCUAUCAGUGUUCUCUCUAAAUCUGAUCAAGCCCAGUCUCCCCAUCUUAAGCCAUUGACAACUCCUAGAUUGUCACCCUAACUCUUCCCUUCCCUCACCAUCAAGCUCUUUGAACCAGGGGCCUACAACCUGUCUCUUCCAUUUUCUUCUCCAUCACUCCACUCUCACUGCUCAUCUGCUCUCCAUGAGGUUGACAGUGAUGUCCUAAUGGCCACACCCAGUAGAUUUUUUUUAGCAUUCAUCUGGCUUGGGUUUAGAGCACUUCUUUCUUUAAACUGUUUUUCUUUAAUGCUGGUGUCUUCCUUCUGGACUCCUGUUUUUUUGCUCCCUAACCCCAUGGUCUUCCCCACCAUUCUAGGUUUGUCCCUUUCUUUAUCUGCCUUCCUGUUCUCCGGGAAGCUGUCAUCCACAGCCAGUCCUCAGCCCUCACCUUUGCAAAUGACUCCCAGAACUCUCUCCAGCCCAGAUCUCAGGUAUUGGAUUUCCAAACCAUCCUUUGUACAUCCUUGCCUGGGUAGCCCUAGGUGUUUUGCACAGCCUAUCCCAAACCCAAAUGAUUGUCAUCUGCUAAGGCACUCACUUAAUCUUCCUCUGCAUUCUCUCUUGAUCAACCCAGUUGCCCAAACCAGAAACUGGGAGGCAUGCAGACCUUCUUCCUCACACUCCCAUACAGUGAACCAAGUCCUAUCUUUCUAUUUUAAUAUCACUGUCAAAUCUACACCCUUCCUCAUGUCCAGUGCUGCCAUCUGAAUGUAAAUUUCCUUAUUUCCUCCCUGGAUUACCCAUACCCCACCUCAUUCUCCUGCCCUUUCCCUCCUCCCUGAAAGCCAGACAGAGCCUCCCCAAACACUAACCAGCUCCUAAGAGCCUGUAACUCCAGAAAUGCAGUAUUUCUUUCCUUAACCUUCAGCUCUGGGCUGAUAGGCCUUGGCUUUGAGUACCAGGUGCCACAGCACUCUGCCUAUUCUCCAGGCUUAUCUCUGUUACUUUACAUGCACACAACAUGCCAGGCCCCAAAUAUGCCUUUGCCCCAAGCAACUCCUUUUUUCUGGCUUAACCUUUUCCCUCCCCCGCAUUACCUUCUUGGCUAAUCUUAUUUUUCCUCAGGAUUCAGUUCAAGUGCAGCCUUUUCUGGGAAGUCAUUCCUGACCCUCUUUGCCCACUCCUGCAUACAUUGUGAUGCCCUAGGGAGUCCCUGUAUUUCUCUCAUAGCAACAGUCUCCUGUGAAUUGUUCUAUCAUAGCAGUGUAUGUCAAUAUGUAAGAAAUUUAUAUGUACUUUGAAUUCCCUGAUAUCAGGAGACUGACCUUUUUUUUAAUUACUGCUAAGCUUCAGUAAAUGAGUGAAUGAAAAUGAA